Messenger RNA from Laccaria bicolor S238N-H82, 1086 nucleotides. RefSeq lists its product as uncharacterized. The transcript is spliced from 3 exons. Lineage: Eukaryota; Fungi; Basidiomycota; Agaricomycetes; Agaricales; Hydnangiaceae. Gene Ontology annotation, molecular function: protein binding. The record is from RefSeq and is a predicted model, not a curated record. The coding region runs from base 1 to 1086 and encodes 361 amino acids.
AUGGCUCACAUGCCGCUCAUUGAGAAACUUUUGGAUACAAUACUCACUUAUAUUGCCUUCAAGCCACGAAUCGUCGUCCCGAAACAUCCGUCGCAGGGUUUAGAAAAAAUUCUGUUCAUCCCCAUCAAAGGCAAUCAGAUCCUACUAUUCGCAAAGUACUCGAAAUUUGAAAAUGAGUCCCAUCUGCACCUAUCAAUCCACGAAAUCCGCUCCGAUAAUCGUGUUGGUCUCCUUAUGUGGGUUUUCAACAAUAGCGUUGAUGGUCACUUCGAUAUUGAUCAUUGGGUGCCGAUAAAAUCUACCGAAAAUGCAUUGGGAAUCACUUUUUGGGCACGAUAUAACGACCAUUGGAAACUGUUUGACAUCUCUACUACUGAAACUUGCGCCUCGGAUGAUUUCCCUCUGAUUGAGUCCGGGGAAAUAGACUUCGAUCUAAACCUCAACUCGAAGUCGGUGCGCAAAAAGAGUCUCGUCAUACUAUCCCCUGACCAGCACGUUCUUCUAAAUGUGGAUCAGAAGAAAAGACGACACAAUGAAAUUAUUGACAUUCACUAUUCAGAUUCUGGUGGCACAAACGGUAUGAACUUUUCCUUCGUUACCCGCAUGUCUAUCCCCAUUCCUCCAAAAACAUAUCCUAUCCUCCGGCCACUACUUUCAUUUUCUGCCGAUGGGUCCAAGUUUGCUAUGACCGUGACGGCUCACGGCAGGGUGUCCGUUUGGGGUAUCCGGAGCAAAUUUCCAUUGAAGACAUUCAUGGAAGUCCCCAAGUCCGACAAUAAUGACGCGAAUGUACGGUACCUUCAAUUCAGCAGUGGAAAAUUAGGAAAGGAAGCUCUGGUAUUUGUAGAGCACAAUGACCUUUCCCUUCUUAAUAUCAUUCAUGUGAUCGAUGCAACGUCAUUCGAGACGGAAGAAAUUCUUCUCUUGGAUUUAGAAGAGCUCAAAGAAUAUGAUACGGACAGAGGGGUUGGUUCGCUUUUCUUCGAUCCAAAUGGGGAAACUCUAUACGCUGAACUUGCCGGAACGCUAUACGAGUGGGACCUGCGGAAAAAUGAGCCUGGUCUCGAAUGGUGGAUCGGGGAAUAG